Musca vetustissima is the source of this 1611-nucleotide messenger RNA. It is a transcript of the gene 26-29-p, whose product is annotated as digestive cysteine proteinase 1. The annotation marks the transcript as partial. Gene Ontology annotation, cellular component: lysosome. NCBI's taxonomy places the organism in Eukaryota, Metazoa, Arthropoda, Insecta, Diptera, Muscidae. The transcript has 2 exons. Gene Ontology annotation, molecular function: cysteine-type endopeptidase activity. The record is from RefSeq and is a predicted model, not a curated record. Gene Ontology annotation, biological process: immune response.
UUUCCAGCACUGGCCACUAAACCACCGCGAUGGGAUCCAAAUUACAUUGUCAAAGGUACUCUGUAUAUACCAUAUGCUGAAAUUGCUGAACCAUUCUAUGCCUGGUAUGAUAAGAAUACAAACCGUUCACGUAUCGAUUAUUAUGGUGGUAUGGUGAAAACAUAUCAAUUGGGUAAUGAGCAUCCCUAUGGAACGUCAUUGAAAUUGGCACCAAUAACGACACGCGAUGAGCUGAAUAAAGUAACAUGUCUACAGUUGAAUGGUACAGCUGACAGUCCCGUUGAGAUACAAUCAAUACUACCAUAUGUCAAGGAUUUCACGCUAAUUGGAACUGAAACAUUUUUGGGUUUUACAUGUGAUAAAUUCCGUUUGGAAGAAACGAUAGGACAAAAGAAAAAUGUGUAUACGUUGUGGGUGCGCUAUAAGAAAUCUCCUAAAUAUCCCGCAUCGCGUAUGCCAAUACCAGUACGUUAUGAAAUGCGCGGUUACAACACUCUAUUGGGUUCACAUUAUGAUCACUACUAUUUGGAUUAUGAUAGCUAUGAACAUGAUGAUAUUCCCAAUGAAGUUUUCGAAUUGGAUGAUGAUAUGCAGUGUGUUGCAUUCCCGGGACCCGGUAAAGGUCAUUAUGCCACAUUUAAUCCAAUGAAAGAAUUUGUCCAUCCUGCCGUUGAUCAUCAUGUGGAUCAUCAUUUUGAAGAGUUUAAAAACAAACACAACAUUGACUACAGGACUGAGCAUGAACAUGAAUAUAGGAAGAAUGUUUUCAGGCAGAAUUUGAGAUUCAUCAAUUCCAAGAAUCGUGCAAAAUUAAGUUACACCUUGGCUGUAAAUCAUUUGGCUGAUAAGACCGAUGAGGAGUUGAAGGCACGUCGUGGUUUUAGAUCAACGGGUGUUUACAAUACCGGUAAACCAUUCCCCUACAACACGGCCAAAUUGAGGGAUCAAAUUCCCGAACAAUAUGAUUGGCGUAUAUUUGGUGCUGUGACUCCAGUUAAGGAUCAAUCGGUUUGCGGCUCUUGCUGGUCGUUUGGCACCAUUGGCCACAUUGAGGGUGCCUACUUCCUUAAGAAUGGCGGCAACUUGGUGCGUUUAUCACAACAAGCUUUAAUUGAUUGCUCCUGGCAAUAUGGCAACAAUGGUUGUGAUGGUGGUGAGGAUUUCCGUGCCUAUCAAUGGAUUAUGGAAAUGGGUGGUGUACCCACUGAAGAGGAAUAUGGUCCAUAUUUGGGUCAAGAUGGAUAUUGUCAUGCCAAAAAUGUUUCACUUGUGGCCCCAAUUAAAGGUUUCGUAAAUGUUACCUCCAACGAUCCAGAAGCCUUUAAAAUUGCCCUACUUAAACAUGGCCCCCUGUCGGUGGCCAUUGAUGCCUCACCCAAAACAUUCAGUUUCUAUUCACAUGGUGUCUAUUAUGAGGCCACAUGUAAAAAUGGUUUAGAUGAACUAGAUCAUGCCGUAUUGGCGGUGGGUUAUGGCACCAUAAAUGGUGAAGACUAUUGGCUUGUGAAGAAUUCCUGGUCAACAUAUUGGGGUAAUGAUGGUUACAUUUUAAUGUCAGCACGUAAAAAUAAUUGUGGUGUUAUGACAAUGCCAACUUAUGUAGAAAUGUAA